This is a messenger RNA of Raphanus sativus (radish), 1260 nucleotides long. Its product is annotated as myb family transcription factor PHL11. The coding region runs from base 306 to 1151 and encodes 281 amino acids. The transcript is spliced from 6 exons. Lineage: Eukaryota; Viridiplantae; Streptophyta; Magnoliopsida; Brassicales; Brassicaceae. The record is from RefSeq and is a predicted model, not a curated record. Gene Ontology annotation, molecular function: DNA binding; DNA-binding transcription factor activity.
GACGUUAGAUGACGAAUCAUGUCUCCACUUCUCCUCCUCCACCAUCAUCACGGCGACGACUUUUUAUUCUCUUUCCCUUUUUCUCAGUUUUUUCCUUAAAUGGUUUCUUGAUAUCUUUCUUCACCACCUGCUCUCUCUUUUCCUCUCAUCCUCUCGUUUUCGAUCUUUUAACAAUUUCUCUUAAAACCUAGUUUCCACUUGCAUUCCCAUUUUUUUAAUUUUCAAGUUUACGCUUCAUCCUUCCGAUCCCUUACUCGACGUUAGAUUCCUUCUGCGUUUCCCGCCAAUUUGAUCGGAGAAAGGAAAUGGAGAGAGUGAAUCUAGGAGGUUUAGGUUAUGAAAAUGGAGGAGUGAUGAUGACUAGAGAUCCUAAACCGAGGCUGAGAUGGACCGCCGAUCUCCACGAUCGCUUCGUCGACGCGGUCGCAAAACUUGGUGGCGCAGACAAAGCAACUCCUAAGUCGGUUCUGAAGCUUAUGGGAUUAAAAGGCUUAACAUUGUACCAUCUCAAAAGCCAUUUACAGAAGUAUAGACUUGGUCAACAGCAAGCGAAAAAACAAAAUCGAACAGAACAAAACAAGGAAAAUGCUGGAAGUUCAUAUGUGCAUUUUGAUAAUUGUUCUCAAGGAGGAAUCUCGAAUGAAUCAAGAUUUGAUAACCAUCUUAGACAAAGUGGGAAUGUACCUUUUGCUGACACGUUGAGACAUCAGGUCGAUGCACAACAGAGGUUCCAAGAACAGCUCGAGGUGCAGAGAAAGUUGCAGAUGAGAAUGGAGGCACAAGGAAAGUAUUUGUUGACUUUACUAGAGAAAGCACAGAAGAGCAUGCCCUGUGGUGGUAAUGGAGGAGAGACAGACAAGGGUCAAUUCUCCGACUUCAGUCUCGCACUUUCAGGACUUGUAGGAGAUCAUGAUCACAAGAAUGAUAAGACGGGUUUGGUUACUAAUAUCCUACACGUUGAUGGUGAUUUGACCGAAGAUUUUCAGUUAUGUGGAGAAAGAAAGAAAGGAGAAAACGGAGAUGAAGGUGUUAAACCUGAAUCCGGGUUUGUGCACUUUGAUUUGAACUCCAAAGGUGGGUAUGAUCUCUUGAAUUCUGGGAAGUAUGGGAUUGAAAUGAAGCCAAAUAUGAUUGCAGAUAGACAUCAAUAAGUCAAAGAGACACUUUAAUUUAUUUCCUUUUUUCUUUAAUAGAAUGUUACACAUAUUGGCUUCAUGUUUUCAUCACACUCAAAUAUCAAAACUCUUUGAAGUCUGGCCA